UGACUGAGUGCUGGUUUGCACAAAGGCUGAAACUGGGUUCACCUUGUCCAAUAAACCUCCAGCAGACAUGGAGGACGGCAAGGAAGAGGAAAGCUGCGUUUUGUAUCCGGUAUUUUUCUUCGUUCAUUAUGAUCCGUUCAGUAUCAUAAUGGCAAUGACGUCUACUCGUAAAUGUUCCUUUUGGAAGCGAGAUGAAGGCCAGGAUGCAGCAGAUGAUAGAAGAACAGACGCAAGCCAACAUGUGGACGCUUGUUGUGAUUGGAGCAGCGACGCUGGUUUGUCUGAUGGGAGGUGUGCUGUUCCUUCUCUACAGAAGAUACAAACAGUCAAAGGAGCAGGAUGGAGUUCCACAUUAUCGCUUUCGGAAAAGAGACAAGGUCAUGUUUUACGGCCGGAAGAUCAUGAGAAAGGUUCAGACGUUGUCUUCUCCACCAUCUACCAACUCCACUUCCCGGCAGAGGGUACGGAAAAGGACCAAAGUUCUGUCCAUAGCUCGCAAGAUCCUGCGUAUCCGGAGGGAGCCUCCCUCUUUGCAGCCCAAGGAGCCUCCUCCCUGUCUUUUGGAAGCGGACUUGACAGAGUUUGAUGUGCAGAGCUCCCACCUACCAUCAGAAGUGCUGUACAUGCUGAAAAAUGUCAGGGUGCUGGGACACUUUGAGAAGCCGCUCUUCCUGGAGUUGUGCCGUCACAUGGUACUGAUCCAGUUGCACGAGGGAGAGGCACUAUUCCGCCCAGGAGAAACGGAUGACAGUAUUUAUGUGGUUCAAGAUGGCCGCCUGGAGCUGUGUAUCCGUGAGAGUGAUGGUACGGAUGCUGUGGUGAAAGAAGUCUUACAAGGAGACAGUGUCCACAGUUUGCUCAGUAUCUUAGACAUCAUCACCGGCUACCCAGCUCCAUACAAGACGGUGUCCGCCAGGGCUGCCGUCCCAUCCACCGUCCUGCGUCUUCCAGCGGCAGCAUUUCAGUCCGUCUUUGACAAAUAUCCUGAAACGCUGGUCCGUGUUGUCCAGAUCAUCAUGGUGCGUCUCCAGAGAGUCACCUUCCUCGCUUUGCACAACUACCUUGGCCUCACCACCGAGCUGUUCAACACGGACAGUCAGGCGAUCUCCUUGGUGUCAGUAGCUCAUGUGUUGGGAGAGGUUCAUCCACACAGGGGUUUCCGCAGGCAGCCCUCCCACUCUGAUGAGCUGGCCUGUGAUAAAACUGAUCCAGAAAAGAGCAUCCUCUCUGACACGCCCACUUCAAAAUACAAGAAAUCUCGCUCUCUCUCCACGCCAACGGCUCUUUCAGGUGAAACAUGGCUGGAUCUGAACAGAGUUUAUGAACGUGCUAGACUUGCUACAGAUGAAGUCAGUGGUCCUAUGAAGUCAAUUCUGAAGAAGAGUGUAACAAUGCAGCAGACCCCUUCUGCAGUUUAUCACUACAGUGAUGCUGGAGGGGGGAAAGACCACCAUAAUAAAGUCAAUGCCAUUUUCCAAGCUGCCAAAAAGGACCUGUUACAGGUCAUACAGCUACAGGAUCCCAGUCUGCUGGAGGGUCGGGUGACUCUUCGCCAAGUGAAAGCCAAUUCUGUUGUGGCCCACCAAGGAGACCAGGACGUGAGCGUGGCCUUUGUCAUUUCAGGUUUGCUCCAUGUUUACCAGCGCGUGAUCGAUCGUGAGGAGGAGACCCUGCUUUUUGUCACUCACCCCGGGGAGAUGGUUGGUCACCUUGCUGUGCUCACGGGGGAACCUCUUAUCUUCAGCGUUCAUGCUCACAGAGACUGCACCUUCCUGUCCAUAUCAAAGGCUCACUUUUAUGAGAUCAUGCGUGAGGAGCCCAGAGUGGUGUUGAACGUAGCUCACACUGUGGUGAGAAGAGUGUCACCCUUUGUCAGGCAGAUCGACUUUGCUUUGGACUGGAUGGCUGUGGAGGCUGGUCGUGCUGUCUACAGACAGGGAGACAAGUCUGAUAGCACCUUCAUCGUCCUCAGUGGCCGACUGCGCUCUGUCAUCGCAAAGGAUGAUGGGAAAAAGGAACUUGCAGGAGAGUACGGUCGAGGGGACUUAAUUGGUGUGGUCGAGGCUUUGACCCGCAUGAACCGAGCCACGACAGUCCAUGCUGUCAGGGAUUCUGAGCUGGCUAAGCUACCUGAAGGAGCUCUCAAGUCCAUUAAAAGGAGGUACCCCCAGGUCGUCACCAGGCUCAUUCAUCUGCUGGGACAGAAGAUCUUGGGCAACAUGCAGCAGGUCAAUGGACCCCUGGCUGCUCAAAGUUUGGCCCUCCACACCCCCAACAGUAAAUGGGAUGCUGGGAAUCCUGCAGCCAACCUUUCCACUGUGACCAUUCUUCCCGUGUCUGACGACGUUCCUCUCACCGCCUUCACCUUGGAGCUGCAACAUGCACUCAGUGGCAUCGGGCCUACUCUCUUGCUGACCAGUGACAUCAUUAAACAGCGCCUGGGUUCAGCUGCUUUGGACAGUGUCCAUGAGUACCGUCUGUCCAGUUGGCUUGGCCAGCAGGAAGACAUCCACCGCAUCGUCCUCUACCAGUCGGAUUCUGGUCUUACUCCGUGGACACAGCGCUGCAUCCGACAGGCUGAUUGCAUCAUCAUUUUGGGGAUGGGAGAACACGAGCCCACUGUAGGAGAGUUGGAGCGAAUGUUGGAGAGCAGUGCUGUUCGGGCUCAGAAGCAGCUGGUGCUGCUGCACAGGGAGGACGGUCCCCCACCCAAAGGGACGGCUGAGUGGCUGAACAUGCGGAGCUGGAUCUCCCGACACCAUCAUCUGUCCUGCCCUCGCAGAGUGUUCUCCAAGAGGAGCUUGCCUAAGCUGAGAGAGCUGUACCAACGUGUGUUUGAAAAGUGUCCAGAUCGUCACUCAGACUUCUCCCGCUUGGCCAGAAUUCUAACAGGAAACAGCAUCGCUCUCGUGCUGGGCGGAGGGGGGGCCAGGGGUUGCUCCCAGGUUGGCAUUAUUCGGGCACUGAAUGAAGCAGGGAUCCCUGUGGACAUUGUGGGUGGCACCUCCAUUGGUUCCCUCAUGGGAGCGUUGUAUGCCGAGGAGAAGAACAACAGUCGAAUGAGAGUUCGGGCCCGCCAAUGGGCCAUGGAUAUGACAUCUGUCUUUAAGAAGAUUGUGGAUCUGACCUACCCUGUCACUUCCAUGUUUUCUGGGGCUUCCUUCAACUCUGGCAUUAGAUCUGUUUUCAAAGGCAAACAGAUCGAGGACUUGUGGCUACCGUACUUCAACAUUACAACAGAUAUCACGGCUUCCUCCAUGAGAGUUCACACUGAUGGGUCACUGUGGCGGUACAUCCGAGCCAGUAUGUCACUGUCUGGUUACUUGCCCCCUCUCUGUGACCCCAAAGAUGGACACCUCCUGAUGGAUGGGGGUUACAUCAACAAUCUGCCUGCUGACGUGGCUCGCUCCAUGGGGGCCAAAGUUGUGAUCGCUAUCGAUGUUGGAAGUCGGGAUGAAACCAACUUGACCAACUAUGGUGACUCUCUGAAUGGCUGGUGGCUUCUUUGGAAGAGAUUUAACCCUCUGGCUGAGAAAGUCAAGGUGCUGAAUAUGGCAGACAUCCAAACCAGGCUGGCUUACGUUUGCUGUGUCCGACAACUGCAACUGGUCAAAGACAGUGAAUACUGCGAGUACAUCCGACCUCCCAUCGACCGAUAUGGAACACUAGAGUUUGGAAAGUUUGAUGAAAUUGCUGAGGUGGGCUACCAGCAUGGCAAGACACUGUUUGAUGUUUGGCAGCGCAGUGGAGUGGUGGGCAGCAUGCUGAAAGACACACAUCAAGACCACUUCCACAAGACCAAAAGUAGUCAUGUGGUCACCUGUCCAAAUGCCUCAUUCACUGACCUGGCAGAGAUUGUGUCAAGGAUCGAACCCGUCAAGACUGCACUAAAUGAAGAGGAACUAUCAGAAGAAUACCAGACAGACUAUGAUGAGGAGGCUGUGGAAAAGGUCAUGUCCGACUUGGAGACGUUCAUGGCUGGUAGUGAACACACAGAUGGAGAGGAAACAGAUGAGGAAAUUCAAGCCCAAAUGCGACUCCGGACAAAGUUUUCACCAGCAAGUUAAGCUUUAAAAUCCAUCCAAAAGCAUUGCAGUCCCUGCCGGGGCUUGUGCUCGUCAUCUUUGGUGAUACAUUUUCAGCAGAGUACAUAUCAUGAUUGACGUCUGAUGAUCUUUAAAUCAGCACAACCGUCAGUCCCGUGAAAUAUUGACUGAAUUCAGCACAAAGUUUUGUAUGGUGGAAGUGAAGCAGAAGGACGUCUUUGAAUAGUUUCAUGCAUAUACUGUACUAUUUAUUUGUUUUCUGUAAACACCCUGUGUGCAUCUCUUCAUGUCACACAAUUCUACCAAAAGGGAACCUUCCUUUUAAGGGCAUAGAAUAUUUAUUCUGUCGUAUGCAUCUCUUGUAUACUACGCAUCGAAUCGUCAUCUACUUCUUACUUAAUCAGAAGAAAGACAUUAAAAUAGCUUUCUUUUGAUUGUUUUCGACAUUUCAAAUAUCUUUUCACGUAAAAGAUCUGUUUGCAACACUUGAAUAUGAUCAGUGUUAAGUUGGGGUGUCACAAGGUCUUGCAGGAUUAAAACGUGACAAGAUUUCUCAUUCAGAAAAAAAGGUUUCGUGGGCACUGGGCCUGGGAAGAUAAUAAAUUAAUCACAGAAUAAGUGAAAAUGAACUCGAUCAUUUUGCUGGCCUUGCUGGUCAUAUAUUUUUUCAUUGUCCUCGUUCUCGUAGGUCCGAUCACGUGUAUCGUCCAUCUUGUGACACCCUUAGUAUUAAGUGAGGAUUGAUAUCUACAGUAUCUAACAUAUUGCUGCAUCUGAAGGAAUGUUGUCUACCCUCUGGUGUUCACCUGCUGGAUAUGUUUUGAGUAUCUUGUUGCACUACAUAGAAUGCUAUGUGUUCUGUUCACAUACAGUGUUACUAUUUGACAGAAAUGGUUUAUUUAAUGUGUGCAGUUGUGAAAUAUACUGUACAUUGAAUACAGUAAUGGCAAACAAUGCUAUGUUGCCAGAAAACUUACAACUUCAUUUAAGGAAAUUGUUGAGUGACUUGUGUAUGGUCACAGCAUGUGUUUGAUCCGUUAAUGGGAUGUACAUAUGAGUCAUAUACAUCCAAUAUGCACUGAAAGAUGAAUGCUACAAUUAACAUUUGCCAUGAUGUCAUUGUCUGUUAUCAAUAAUUCCUUAUCCACUGUACUCCGACAAACAAGCUGUUAAAAAUGUCAUGACUUUUUCAUAAUCUGUGACAGUAGUUUGGACGAUAUGUACCAAUCAUGAUAAAUAUUUGCAAAAUACGAAAUCCAAACACUAUGUGACAUGGUUGCCACAACGUGACGAACAUGAUUUGUUUGGCUUUGUUUUUACUAAAGGGUGUAAACUUUGGUGGUGUCUGCCAUCUUGAUUCUGGGACCUCCGGCCCAUGUUUGCUCCAGAUGUUCCAGUACACUACGCCUGCUAUCUGGUUAUGGCGCUACAUAUACAAUAUGCCUUCCCUGCCAGCAUCUUACACCCUACUGUGAUGCGCUGCUCUGUGAUGCCAGUGUUUCCAGGAGGCUAGUGGGAACGUUGCUCCAGGUGGUGAAGAUGGUUUCACGGAGGGCGUCCACUGUCUGGAACUGAUGUCCAUUUUGUAAACUUCCCUUGCCAUCCAUCCCCAAAUGUUCUGAAUUGGAUUUAGAUCAGAGGAACACGCAGGAUGGUCCAAAAGUGUGAGGUUAUUCUUCUGGAAGAAGUUCUUUUUCAGGCAGGCAUUGUGAAAUGCAGCGUCGUCCUGUUGAAAAAGCCAGUCAUUACCACACAGACGAGGGCCUUCAGUCAUGAGGGAUGCCCCCUGAAACAUCACAUAGCCAGCUGCUGUUUGACGUGUGGAAAACAUCUCAGGUGGGAUCUCCCUGUCAUGCCAGUAAGGUGAGAAGCCAUCACUGACAAGGUUCAAUUAUUUCUCAUCAGAGAAUAAAACAUUCUUCUACCUUUCAUUGUCCCAUGUUUGGUGGUUUCGUGCAAGUUCCAAACAGGCAAUUUUGUAACGUUUGAAGGAGACGAGGCCUUUGAAAUUUUUUUUUCUUCUUUAACCCUUCUCUUAGAGAUGUCGUCUGAUGGUUAUUGGACUGCACUCGGCACCAGUAACAUCCUUCAUUUGGGCCGAGGGUCGUCCCGUGUCUUGACGAACAGCCAAUCGGAUCAUCCGGCUAAGCGCUGGUGACAUUUUUUUGGGUCUACUACUUUAUUUUUUUGUUCAAUAACCUUCAGGAUCUUGGAAGAAGUUUCAUGGGACCGAGUCCAACCUCAGCAGCAAUGGCACGCUGUGAGAGGCCUUGCUUAUGCAGCUCAACAAUCAAAAAGAGAAAUUUGCCUUCGCCGUCAAGAGAUGGUGACAGUGUGAAUACCUGACAAAAAAUGACAUUAAUUCCACAUUUUUGCCACGAUUUUGGCUUUUAAAGCCUGUGGUCUUAAACUUUUGAUCAGCUGAUGAACAGCCUAUUUCACUUUAUUGGUUGUUUGCAAUAAAUUGCUCAUGGUACUCAGAUUUUUUUUUUUUUUAUCUUACUCCCAUUUCUUCUAUUUGCAUUUUGAAGCUCUACGAAGAACCUCCUUUAAGAUCCAACAGUGUAAAAUGUAAAUUCUUGGAAUUUUUCAACUUGUCUUAAAUAUUGAUCAUG
Dunckerocampus dactyliophorus (ringed pipefish) is the source of this 6661-nucleotide messenger RNA. RefSeq names its product patatin-like phospholipase domain containing 7b (gene pnpla7b). Gene Ontology annotation, molecular function: phosphatidylcholine lysophospholipase A1 activity. Bases 192 to 4067 code for a protein of 1291 amino acids. NCBI's taxonomy places the organism in Eukaryota, Metazoa, Chordata, Actinopteri, Syngnathiformes, Syngnathidae. Gene Ontology annotation, cellular component: endoplasmic reticulum. The transcript has 35 exons. Gene Ontology annotation, biological process: lipid metabolic process. The record is from RefSeq and is a predicted model, not a curated record.